GUGUGGAAAACGCUGGAGAGUACCGAGUCAAUCCUCAUGAACAUGAUUAACGUACCCGACUACGACUGCUCGUCCUACUUCUCCGGCAGCAGGAAGUGUGAGCCACCCCCCAGGAAUCGGGACCAACGACUAGAGACAGAGAGCUUCUACCUGAAGAAGUUUCACGAGUACCUACGAGGCAGCAGCUUAAUCACGCGCUUACUGGCUAAGCGUGACCUAAUCAACUGCCACCUGUCGGACAGCGAAGUAAGCUCCCUGGGAUCUCCGUUCUCUCGGCCACCUAACUCGUCGUCGUCGGCGAAAUCCCGGAAGAGGAAGCAGUGGAAAGUUCCUGUGGAAUGUCGACCGAAACUUUUCGGAGGCAGCAUAGCUGAAUACGUGGAC
Molecule: messenger RNA, 384 nt
Organism: Priapulus caudatus
Lineage: Eukaryota; Metazoa; Priapulida; Priapulimorpha; Priapulimorphida; Priapulidae
Product: SLIT-ROBO Rho GTPase-activating protein 1-like
Exons: 2
Biological process (GO): negative regulation of cell migration
Cellular component (GO): cytoplasm
Source: RefSeq, a predicted model, not a curated record